Thermothelomyces thermophilus ATCC 42464 is the source of this 806-nucleotide messenger RNA. RefSeq lists its product as uncharacterized. The transcript has a single exon. NCBI's taxonomy places the organism in Eukaryota, Fungi, Ascomycota, Sordariomycetes, Sordariales, Chaetomiaceae. Bases 91 to 468 code for a protein of 125 amino acids. The record is from RefSeq and is a predicted model, not a curated record.
ACCCGAAAGCUUCUUAUGACUUAUUUCAAAUACUACUAACAUCCCCUUUCUCAAUAGGUAACGUCCUUCUUCCGCUAACCUCCUUUCGUCAUGGCUGAUCGUAUUCCCAGGAAUCGUCGCGAUCUCAAGCGCGAACGACACGCUAUUGCGAUCAAGAUCGAGCGAGAGGGUUACGAAGUCGCCAUGCCUUGCGAGCGUUGUUGGAAUGCGAAGCCGCGGAAGCGUUGUGUGAUGAUGGAGGGUUUGAACAAGUGCCAAAAUUGUGUUCGCAUGGGCAAGAAGUGCAGUAGUCCGAACGUUACGGAUGCCUAUAGGUUCCUUGUAGUUUUCCUUUGUAGUCUUGGGUUGCUGACUGUCUUAGUCCUUUCGAAUUUGUCGGAGCAGGAGAAGGUUUCGAAAGAGAUUGCCGAGACCGAGGCGCUGCUUGCUCAGAUGCUAAGCCGUUUGAGUCGAUUACGUCGUUUAUAGCAAUCCCUGCGCGAUCGUGGUGCCGAAGUUUUUCGUCGUGGCAUAGCUUGUCUGGAGGAAGAGGAAGAACCAGAUACUCCUUUGCCGAUGUCGGAGACAUAGAUCCUCACGGGUUAGGCUUAGGCGUUGGGUACUUUUGACGUGCUUGAUUAGGAGUCGAUCGGGUUGGAUCUUGGUCCUAAUUCUGGCGGGUUCCCCUCUUUUUUUGUCGGGGAAUGGGCUUUGGAGCCGGUUCUUGUGGCCGGUUAGGAUUCCGCCGGUGGAACUGCUCUAGCUUCUUAGGGUAAUUUAGGUUCUUAACUAGUUCCUAUGAGUUGUCUUCUGGUCCAAAAUCAAGC